Molecule: messenger RNA, 9557 nt
Organism: Notolabrus celidotus (New Zealand spotty)
Lineage: Eukaryota; Metazoa; Chordata; Actinopteri; Labriformes; Labridae
Gene: zbtb7a
Product: zinc finger and BTB domain containing 7a
Exons: 4
Coding region: 220-2007 (595 amino acids)
Biological process (GO): regulation of transcription by RNA polymerase II
Molecular function (GO): RNA polymerase II cis-regulatory region sequence-specific DNA binding; protein binding; DNA-binding transcription factor activity, RNA polymerase II-specific
Source: RefSeq, a predicted model, not a curated record
AGAAACCAGGAAGGGAAUUGAGUUGAUCUGCUGCUGCUUGGUUAGCGCAUACGGGGCUUUAAGCUGCACAACAGUGAGAGGGAGAGGAGGAGAGGAGAGGGCUGAGCUAACCCACAACAAGCUUCACCACGGCCAUCGCAGACAGGCAGACGGACAGACGGCAGGACGGAUACACGGGUGGGGGCUGUGCUCGGCGGCUCGGCGGCAGGCUGGUGGAAGAUGUCGUCAGGAGCCGGUGGGAGGGGAGGAAGGCGGCUCAGGGGGACAGCAAGCAGCGGUGGUGGAGGAGGGAGAGGAGGAGCAGGAGAGGCAGAGGAAGGCCCCGUGGGGAUCCCUUUCCCUGAGCACAGCGCAGAAAUCCUGGGCUGCCUGAACAAGCAGCGACUCAGCGGCCUGCUGUGUGACGUGCUCCUGGUUACCCAGGAGCGGGAGUUCCCAGCUCACCGCUCUGUCCUGGCGUCCUGCAGCUCCUACUUCCACAAGCUCUUCACUUCAGGUGCCACGGCUGACCAACAGAACGUCUACAACAUCGACUUUGUGGCGGCAGAGGCUCUGGGAGCAUUACUGGACUUUGCCUACACAGCCACACUGACAGUCAGUCACAGCAGUGUAGCUGACAUCCUCGCCGCUGCACGCCUCCUGGAAAUCCCACCCGUCCAGGACGUCUGUACACACCUGCUGGACACCAAAGUGCUCUCCCCGCCGGCGGGCAGUGAGCAGAAAGAUGAAGACGAAGAUGAGGGGAAAGGCAAAGGCAGGGCGCAGGGCAACCGGGUGCGGGCCCGGGAGUACCUGGAGUACUUCCAGAGAGGGGCGCACUGGAGCAGCAGCUGCAGCACACCAGAGCUCAGGGACCUGCCCACACACCUGCACUUUAACCACGGGAAUGGGGCGCCCCCCAGCAACGGGGGUCCUGCUGGCCCCGGUGAGUACUUCUCCACCUUGGCCCUCGCCUUGGCUCAGGCCCCCACACAGGAGCCAGAGGAGGAAGAUGAGGAUGAAGAGGAGGAUGAAGACGGGGAGGUGGUGCAGGGGAACGGAGCAAGCUUGGGUACAUCUUACUACCCUCCAUCCCAAAAUGGGCACUUCUACCUCCCCCCUGAGUCCAGGCUGGGGCAGGAGAUGGAGGUGGAGGAGGGCAGCAGGGAGGUGAUGGCGAGGGAGAGAGGUUCUGCAAGCGCUCUUCUGCAGCAGAUGAUGGACUCCAUUGAGAGGCAGAAAGAGCGGGCAACAACCGGGGAGGAACAGGGAGAGGGGGACGACCCUGACAUGGAAUUUUACUUGAAUUAUUUCAACAGCUCGCAGCCAGAAGAUACACCUUCUGCUGCUUUGACGCAGGGAGUGCCACCACCCUGGUUAUCGCAGGGCAGAACAGGCCAAGAGAGAGGAGGGGGAGAGAGGGGCAGUGGAGGAGGAGGUGGAGGAGAGAGGAAGAUGCGCUCUAAGGCCUUUCAGAAAUGCCCCAUAUGCUCCAAGGUCAUCCAAGGAGCAGGCAAGCUACCCCGCCACAUCCGAACACACACGGGAGAGAAACCCUAUGAAUGCGCCAUCUGCAAAGUGCGCUUUACCAGGCAAGACAAGCUCAAGGUUCAUAUGCGGAAGCAUACAGGAGAGAAGCCUUACCUGUGUACGCAGUGUGGAGCUGCCUUUGCCCACAACUACGACCUGAAGAACCACAUGCGUGUACACACAGGCCUGCGCCCCUAUCAGUGCUCAAGCUGCUUUAAGACUUUUGUACGCUCAGAUCACCUGCACCGCCACCUCAAGAAGGACGGCUGCAAUGGUAUCCCUUCUCGUCGAGGCAGAAAGCCUCGGGUGCGAGAGCCAGGGCUCCUUGAUGCCUCCCUGGGCCUGCUCAGCCCUGGGUCCGACACAGUCCCUGGCCCUCGUACCAUCAGGGGAAGGAGGCGUUCUGAGGCAUCUUCAGUGGCAGAGGUGGAGGAGACUGCUGGAGCUCUUGCACAUAGUCCUCAGCUGCAGGAGUUGGCAGGGGAUGCAGGGCCCUAAAACUGCAGGGGCGACAAGGACACUGCUGGACACCAUAGUCACUCUGCACCGCCUGUGAGACAGGCCAGUGAACAGAGAGGAGAAAAAACACACAAAGGCAAACUUUUAAAAAAAACAACAAAACAACUAACUAUUCCUCUAUAAACCAAAUCAGGGUGUCACAAAAAUCUUAUCUUUAUAUUUCUUUCUCCUUUUACCUUAGAAAAUGGAGUAGACUUUUAAGCACUUAAGUCUGUUAAUCUGUUAAAGAGCAAAAGAGCGCUUCAAAUCAUGCACCCAUGACGUCCACUUUCUGGGCCAUGUCUUUCUUUAUAAUAUUAGGGGUUUUAUACAUUGGCAUAUGUGCUUAGGCAAAUGUAUAAUAGACACAAAAAAACUCUUUGCAACUAUGCAGUUGAUUUAGAUUUUUAUUGGUUUUGUCCUCACAGCCUUCAAGCUCUAAGCAAGGUGUCUAUCAAGCACCUUCUGGCUGCUGUACGGGUGAAGCGAGGACAAAUCCUCCCAGUGAAAACAAAUCUUUUUCUAUUCUUUUGCAGGUCUGAAAUGUACAGUUACCAUAGAAACAACAUUGCCACAACAUGGCAUAUGCAAGGAAAACUCGCCACAGUUUUGAUGCAACAGUUUUUUCUCUCUAAAUGUUCCAGAAAGAAUGAGACAAGGGUUUGAUUGAAGUGUUACUUUCUCUGUAAAAUGCGUUUUUAAGAAUCUAUGGUUUGUCCUAUAUUGAAAAACUAUUUGUUGCUGAGUCAAAUCCACUUUAAUGGGGGCUCUCUAAUUGCAGGACUAGGGAACAUGAGGGGUAGAGGGUCUGUGUUUCUAAAGCACUACCAUCAUCAAUGUAUCUGUUGGCUUGACUACGUUGCCUCUUAGUCCUCACAAACCUGCAACUUCAGCAUUUUUGUUUUCCCUUUUGAUUUGUCUUAAUUUGUUUGUCGUUCCUUUUUGUUGACUGCUUCGGGUACUUGACACUUUAUAAUUGUAUACAUGUAUAUACAGCAGGUGGUGAUAUGACAUUGGUCCCCUCUUAAUGCUGAGGUGUACUUACCAAUCGGGUUUUUCCUCUUAGGCUUGAUGUCAUAUUUCUCACUGAGUGAAGCUUGUGGGUGAACGAAACAAACUGUAUGAAUGUUUGAUGAAAAAAAAACAUUGAGUCACCCAUUUGUUCUAAACUUAACACUUGACAUGUAUAGUUCCUGCCCAAAGGAUGAGGAGGUGGAAUGAAUGAAUGUGCUUAACUUUGUGCAGUUUUUUCGGAAUCUGUCCUUGUGUGACAAGGCGCGGGUAGCAUUUAACCAACAGCAGGUUAAAGGAAUGGCAGGGAGCCCGAAUGAGAGAGUGACAAAGAGUACGAAGGAGAGAUAGAUGAGCACCUUUUUUCUAUGUUUGCACAGCUUUACUAAAGAUAUCCAACAGAGCGGGAGAGAGGUGUAUUUAAAGGAAGUGGGCUGCUGUUUUGCGGAGGGAGGGAGAGGAGGUUUAUGUAUCAUGCUUAUUCCAAUCUUUUUUUGCCCUAGGGACCACACAACCGUGAGGCAACCUGUAUGAUGAAGAGAGCAAUAAAUACCUGUCCAAGUUGGGAGGCCAAAUCGGAGCACAGCUGCAGCUGGUCGAUGGGGGGGGAGGGGAACAAGGGAAGGGGAGGGGGAUCUCACAAUGUCUGUUGCAUUCCAAAAAAUAAUCUCCCCCAGCUCAGCCACGUUUCCAGGCAGGAGGGGAUCAAAUCAGGCCUUUUCUCUCCCUCGCUCUCCCUCUGUAGUCCUCUAAUGCCCCCGGACCAGCCUGGAGGGGAUAUUAUUAUAUUAGAGCCUGGUGUUACCGAGGGUAGGACGCCUGGUGCUGGCAGUUUAGCGUGUCUGUGUGUGUGCAUGUGUUUGCAUGUACGCGUGUUUUGGUACAUGUGUGUGCGUGGCAGCCGGGGUCGCUCUGGCCACAUCAUCACUGUAUGAGUCAGCCACAGCCUGUUCAAACAUGCACCCUUAGCUGCCGGGCCCAAUGCACUUUCUCUGUCUCUCUUUCAUUGAGAGACACACACACAAACAUUGUCACACACUCUCACUGGGUCCAGGUAUCCUGUAGAGAAUGGGAAACCACCAGAGCAGACUUAUCUGUUUGAAUAUUGUCAGUGACUCCUUACAUCUGGAUUCGUUCGUCUUAAAGAGUCCAAGUUGUCUUAUUAUGCUUAAAAUCCAAGUUGCUUUUUUCCAAAUUAGCACAUCAAGCCUUUGAAUCAAGGAGAAAACAUGCAUGAUAUUUAGAGUCCCCUCACCCCACCCCUCACCCUGUUAUUUUUGUAGCAGUGCUGUAGUUCAACUAUCUGUCCUUUGCACCUUAAAUGGAAAGAUCCAGGUUAUGAAUGCACUUUGUUACUGAGGAGGGCACUUUUGUCAACCAAACGGGUACUUUAAAACAAACCAGUUGCAAAUGAGAUCAGUCAAUAUGUCUGUCUGUGGUGGUGAAGUUGAACUUCUUCACUGGUUUUGUUCAGGUUUUGACGACAAGCUGCCAAAAAAAAAAGAAAUGUACUUGUUCAGGUCUCUUAAAGAGAUUCUGGGUCCGUUCAGAUACCAACAUGUUGGGUUUCGUGACCUUAAAAGAAACAGACUAAAUUAAUCCAUGUAACUGAUUGCACUUGAAGUUAGUUGAAAGAAAUGUAGAGUUGUCGUGUCUUAAUGCAAAGGAAGAGGAGAGAAGGAGGAGAGAAGAAGAAGAAGAAAGGGUGCUUGUGUGCACGUGUGUGUAUGGAUGUAUGUAGGCGUUUUUUCAUGCAUGUGCACAAGUAUGUUUCGCAGGCUGGCAGGCUGGAGGGUCUCAGGACAAGCUUGGAUAAACAAACUUUGCGUCUACCCCAUCUGUUCGCCAGCUACUCUCAUAACUACACGUGUUCUCUGAGGAACCAAAGUGAUAAUAGGUCCACGGUACCACAGAAGCAGAAAUACUUAAAUGUAAAACAACUCAUUGGACAGUUGCUUGUUUACUUCACGGCUCUCUGGGUGCAGAUUUGCAUAACUCUCUGUUUACCGUUGUUGGUCUUGAGAGUUUUGGUUUCUAAUUUUGCUUCUCUGUUAUGAUAAAGAUGGGGUUAAUUAAUGCACAGACUGACUCCCACAGGCAGACCUAUGUAAAGUGUAUAAGUCUGCCUGCUUGGUGAUCUUUAUAUAGUGGUACUGGGUAUGAACUGCCAUUGUGUCUUGAUGAUUGGGACCUAUGAGCCAUCUUAAAAAGUGUUGCUUGAACCUUAAUAAUUUCCCCAAAAGUCUUAUGUUGUUUGUUGAUUAACCAAAGCUUUUUACCCUCAAUCUUAGUCAACUGCAGGCUAGAGAUAUCGAAAGUAUGUCUAUAAUUUAUCUGGACAGGAGUAAGCCCUCCUCUUGAAUACAUAUGCAGAAAAGUGUGUGGAAUCAAACAGAUAUUUACUUGAGUUCGCUUUGUCUCGCUCUUUGUACCCUUGUGGACAAUACAAUCAGAGGUUUAAGGAUGUAUAGAUGUUCUGUCUGUCUACAAUUGUUUUUCUUAAAACAUUGUGUUGUGCUACAGCUAUUUUUUUUUUCUAACUAUUUUACAUGGCUGUGCGUUUGUGUGUGGAAUGAGUGUGUGCUUGUGUGGGUUGGGGUCAUAGUUUUGGGGUUGCUGUGCCAGGAGGGUGGGGUAAAUGGGUGCUUUGGGUGGGGUUAAUGGAUAUAAAGCCUGAUAGCACUGGAAAUGGUGCUUUAGCUGAGAGAGCAAAAGUUUGCACUAAUGUUUAAUGUCCUUGUCCUGCUUAUGGGAGAAGGGCAGGAGACCUCAGAAAGGCCUGCGAGUUUCCAUGAGCACAGAGCAGUGUGGUUAAUACUCAAUGGUCUCAUACAGAGUCCAUCCAAGCCCUCCAUAGAAAUAAUCAUGUACAGUAUACUGAGAAAUAUACAGACGUCCAACAACAAUAAAUACCAAAGCAGAAAAAUGGCUUGCACUAAGUCAUUGGACAUUUUAAGCUACCAAUCUAAUGUUGGAUUAAAGAGUUUUACUGUUCAAUCUGAAGCCUCUUGAAAAGAGAUUCUGGAUGUAAUUUUUGUUAAAAACUAGAAAGUAUGUGAUAAUAGCAAAUCAUAUUUGCUCUUUAUAUUAAGAAUAAUUCCAAAUACAACAUGUAAGCACUUAGAGAGUAACAAAGACAUUCUGAUCUGAUGGCUGAGAUGUACUGUGUGCAGGUGCCAGAGAUGUUUAACCGUUUUAUUUCCCUGAUUGGAUUUAAUCGACACCUUUCUCAUGCUGAUGAAAAAAAUGUUAUGAAAUGAAAAUAUUGCAACUUUUGGACACUGUUUUACUGCUUGCUGAAUUGGGUGAACUCAGUCUACUUUCUGAGAAGGUUGAAUGAAUUGAAAUGUUCUGUGAUUGAAGCAGACUGUGGCCUUGUCUGAGCAGCACCAAGCUUGUUUUCAUGUAGGUUGUAUUGUGCAGUGUUGGGCUGAGGCUCUCUCUCACCAACGCAAACGGCAAGGGCCACUGUGCCUUAUGUGGAUGGAGACUGACAAAAGUUAUUAAUCGUUCAAAUCUGUGCUCAAAUGUAGAAGUUGAUUGGCUCUGUACUAAAAUGAAACAUAAAGUUGUUCAAUAUUUACUUGAAUUAAGACAUUAAAAUGUCUCUGUCAGUCUCUAUGGAUCCGUAACUGGUGUGUCCCCAGCCUCAGCCCCAGACUAAGGUUACUCUGACACCGGCUACACUGAGACAGUCUUAGAAAACUUGCAAGUGUUUUUCCAAAUUGACCUUGAUAUGUUUUUUCUCUAUGCUGUUAUCAAAGAUUUUGUUAAACCUAUCCAAGAAGGCCAUACAACAAAAACAUCAGAGAAUUACAAUAACAAUUCUAAGUGUAAAUAAUCAAACGCAGCAGGACGAUUUGACUGUUAUCAUUUGAGAUACACGACGGCAGAAGGGGGACUAUUUUCUUUGCUUCGUCAUUUUUCCUGCACACCUGAUUUUCUGUGUGUUCUCCAUCAGCAAGCUGAGCGCAGCAUAUGCAGAGCGGCACUAUGCGCAGCGUGGCUCUGGCACUUACUCAGACAGCCCUGGGUCCUUCAGAGAGGCAGGCUGCUGUCUGUUGGCUGCUCUCAGCCAAGUGGGGACAGUUUGCGGUCUCUGGGGAUGCAAAGGUUGGCGUACAGGGAGGAGGAUUAAAUACGGGUGGUAGGGGAAGUGUUGUUUUCAGGGAUGAGGUUAGAAGAGCCCAGGUGAUGGACCUAAUUUGCUGAGCAAUGAUCCAGUGAGGGUCCUAGUAUGACUUGCACGUCCACAUGUGAUAAGAAUUGUAAUACAAAGGAGGUCACCACAGAUUUCAGAUUGGGGCAACGCGGAGAAUGUUGCUGAUCUCUUUUGUCUCUAUGUGAGAACUACUCAGGUGGAAAAUACACUGCUAUGCAUUGGUUUUAAUGUCUGCUAAGUUUGUAAUAUGUCUAAUCAUCCUCUAAGUCACGUCUCAGUCCUUGCCUUCUUUUUUUAAAACCUAUAUUUAACUUAAUAAUUUCCAGAAAGAAAAACAGCAGGAACAGUUCCCUCAUUGUAAAGUGGCUGUGACCAGGCUAUUUCUCCAUCUAAUAUUGAUCCAGUGGAUUGUUUGUUGGAGGGAAGGAAGCCACUGGAGAUUCAGUCUUAUUAGUCAGACUGUAACAGUUUUGAAAGGAAAUGGGCUUGGAAAAAUCACAAAGGGGGAUGGAAGGUGUGUGUGUGUGGGGGGGGGUAUGUUCUUCUACUUUCUGCUCCCAUUGCUUCACCCUCUCUCUCUGGACUCAAGAGUCUACAUCUUUGCUGCCGACCAGCCUUUGAUCACAGAUCACACAUCCUCAGCAGGAGGAAUCAACAGAGAGAAAGGAGGGAGAGGGGUUCGGAUGAGGAGCAGAGGAAGAGACAGUUACAGUUUGACAUCACCUUAACCAAUUUAGGAUACAUUCCAUUACUUCAUACUGUGAUUCCCACUUCUGAGUUUGUGUAAGAGAUGUGAGCUGGAGGCAGAAGGAGGAAACGAUCAACAUGUUGCCGUCGGUUGUUUCAGUCCGUCUGCUCUGCAUCACUAUCCCUUUAAUGUGUGACAGUCAGACAUUUAGACAGACAGUUUUAAAAGACCCCAGAGUACCGCGAUCCAACUGCCUUUUUUCAGCUUCUGCGAUUGUAACAAAAGCACUUUGCGUAAGGCCAUCCUGAAUAUUUGUGUGCUUUUAUUUUAUGGUUAUCACUAUUGUAAUAAUUUUAUUGUUCCUGUUGACGUUUUUUUUCUCAGUGCAGAUGAUUAUUUAAAUGCAAAAAACAAUAAGAUGAAAAGAAAAAAAAAGAAAAAACUUGAAUAUUUGAUAUCUAGGUGAAGGUGGACGGAGCUACCACCUCAUCUGGACAUAAACAAACACAUCUCUGUUAUUCUAUCACCAUACCUGUUUUAUGCAGCUUAUUGCAUUGUCACACACGAUAGUAAGGGCGGGAUAUGGGACAGAUCCUACCCUACCUGCUCUCUGCUUACUGUUCUACAUCAUGUUGGGAGAAAGGUCAUUUGAUCUCGAUUUGGGAGACUCCUUUUCUUGAAAAAGAAACCUGUACAACAGUUGCAAAGCUUUCUGAGAAGGCUGGCUGUGCUGAAUGUUAAACAUGCAGUGUUGUAUCACUGCAGAAUCUCUUUGUCUGCAAUAACGCCCUGUCUGUGUAGUUAAAAGCUGGAUCUGGUAUCCCUAUAGAGCUGUAAUGAAUAUGAAAGACAGAUAAAAUGGCCAAAUGACCAUCAAGCACUUUUGCAAAUCAGUACAAGAAAAUGAUCUCUGGCCUUCACAUCUAUGUCAAAUCAAGAUUAUUGCAGUCGAGUGGAAAGAAGAAUACUGAUCAUAAUAAACAUUUAAUAAAUCCAUAGUUCAGUGAAUGGUUUAACUUGGGAGAGACAAAAUAGGCUACUAUUUAUAAUAGAUUGAUUUGUAACUGUGAUUAUUAUGAUAAUCCUUUACAGACUUUUAUUUCAUGUGUAUUUAAAAUGGCAGUGUGUCCCAAAUCUGAACCCUGCUCGUUAAUUGUGAAUACACACAAGGCAGAAAAACUGAUCAACUACUCUCUGUGUUAAGACUUUUUCAGUGUUGCACAUUCGACCACAUUCAGAUGUUUGUAUGACAAGUGAAUCCAUAAGGCUGAAUGUUUGUUAUGUGUGUUUAACUGAAGGAGUAUGGCCACAAAGUGCAACAUCACAGAAAGUUUUAACCAGCAGAGUGCAUCAGGUCUUCUCUUCCCCAGUCUGGAUUUACUCUUAAGUAACCCCUUUCUCUUUGCAAAGGUUAUUGUUUCUUAGCGUAGCAGUCUGACGGUCCAUAUCUGUUGAAAGCUGCAGGGGCGUAAUUGGUGAUUUUUGGAGAAUUUGCACUUUUUGGCGAUGAAAAGAAAUUGUAUUGUAUAUGAGACCACUAAAUCCACACAGUCUAAACCAUAUAAUUCCAUUUUGUGUCAUUUUUUUUGUUCUGUUUUUCUUUUUUUUUAAUAUAUCCAAAAAUGUCUGGCAUCUGGUUGUCUGGUUUAAAGGAUAUAAAAUCUUUCUAUUAAAAACAAUGGUUGCAAA